AAUUAAGAUGGCAAGACACAUAAGUAUAUUGAAGACCACAGAGGAACCUACAGUUGUGUUUGGUGCUCAGGAGUUUGCUUGUCUGUUUUGCUAUAAAAGAUCAGAUUAUGCAGGCAUCAUCAGCCACUUACAGAGCCACAAAAGGACAGUAGUUGUUCAUGGAGGUUUUAAAAUAUACAAGUGUUCACUGAACUGCCAGGGAUCAGGCCAUUACCAUUGCUGUUAUUGUCAGAAAACAGUAGUUCAUAAAGAUCAGUUCCUCAGGCACUUGUCAGAUUGUGGCAAAGGUCCUAAAGUGCUCCCUCUGCCCUCCAUGCCCAUGGCACCGGUCACCACCCAGCCUCUUCCCUCCAUGCCCACAGCACCAGUCACCACCCAGUCUCUGUCCUCUGUGCCCACGGCACCGGUCACCACCCAGUCUCUGCCCUCCGUGCCCACUGCACCAGUCACUGCCCAGCCUCUGCCAUCUGAGUUCAAGUUCUUUGUUCUUGAUCUUUGUUCAACUGUUCAGUCCCAGCGUUCAAAAGUUGUUCUUUUUUAUAUCUUUGUUCAUAUGUUCAGUUCACUCAGUUUGAACCUCAGCCCAAAUCUCCCAAAAUUAGCAUUUUAGCAGGACUGUUCCUUAUUUACUCUGUUAUUUCUGUUACCUAGUGAUGACUGCUGCCCAUUUGAACUAUU
Messenger RNA from Polypterus senegalus (gray bichir), 678 nucleotides. RefSeq lists its product as uncharacterized. The record is from RefSeq and is a predicted model, not a curated record. The transcript has 3 exons. NCBI's taxonomy places the organism in Eukaryota, Metazoa, Chordata, Cladistia, Polypteriformes, Polypteridae. Bases 8 to 610 code for a protein of 200 amino acids.